AUGUGCUAUAUUGGUUUGUUCUUACUGAUGACAAUAGCGCAUUAUAUCAAGGCUUUAGACAACGGUUUAGCUAAAACACCGCCUAUGGGGUGGAUGUCGUGGACGAAGUUUUACUGUCAGAUUGACUGCAUACGACAUCCUUUUACUUGUAUCAGUGAAAGACUUUACAUGGAUAUGGCUGAUCGUUUAGUUGAGGACGGUUAUUUUCAAGCAGGCUACGAAUAUAUUCACGUUGAUGAUUGUUGGAUGGAAGGAACUCGAGAUCAAUUCGGUCGUUUAGUUGCGGAUCAUCAACGUUUUCCGAGUGGAAUGGCGGCAUUAGCUGAUUACAUGCAUAAACGUGGCUUGAAAUUCGGCAUCUAUGCGGAUUACGGUACGGCUACGUGUGCUGGCUUUCCAGGUACUUAUCAACACACAAAAAUAGAUGCUAACACGUUUGCUGAUUGGCAAGUGGAUUAUCUCAAACUUGACGGUUGUAAUAUCAAUUUUGAUUUAAUGCCAAGUGGUUAUGCUGAAAUGGGUCAAAUGCUGAAUUUAACUGGCCGGCCUAUAGUUUACUCUUGCAGCUGGCCUGCUUAUCUUAUUAAUCAACCUCAAAAAGUUGAUUAUAAACUGAUUGGGGAGCACUGCAAUUUAUGGCGUAAUUUUGAUGAUAUUAAACUAUCUUGGGACUCAAUCAAAAGUAUCAUCGAUUAUUACGAUCAUAAUCAAGACAAACACAUACCUGCUCAAGGACCUGGAAAAUGGCAUGAUCCUGAUAUGAUAAUUGUGGGAAACAAUGAAAUUACUGUAGAUCAAGCAAAAGUCCAAAUGUCCAUCUGGUCAAUCUGGUCAGCACCCUUAAUUAUGUCUAAUGAUUUGAGAUUGAUCGCACCCAUAUUUCGAGAAAUUUUGAUAAAUCCUCUGGUUAUUGCUAUUGAUCAAGACCCUUUAGGAAUCAUGGGUCGAUUGGUGGCUAAUACAUCCAACAUAGGCAUUUACGUUAAACCUGUGACUCCAGCUAAGCCCUCAUUGGGUCUAUACUCUUAUGCUGUUGCAAUUUUCAACAGGAAUCCAUACCAACAAAUGCAUGUAGAAUUCAUGUUUUCAAAAAUUGGCCUUACCGACGCAGGUGGUUAUUUCGUGCAAGAUUUAUGGAGUGGUCAGAAUAAAGGCCUUUUCAGACCUCAUGAUUAUUACUUUACUACUGUGAAUCCAACUGGUAUUGAUUUAUUCAAAGCAACAUUGUCUGACUUGGGGAGUGGGUAA
Messenger RNA from Thelazia callipaeda (thelaziosis nematode), 1248 nucleotides. The record is from the annotation of a GenBank genome assembly. Lineage: Eukaryota; Metazoa; Nematoda; Chromadorea; Rhabditida; Thelaziidae.